GGGGUUUUGUAACUCUCUUUACGAUUGAUUACAAAACAAAUUGUCAAUAUUUUCUACCAGUGCAGGCAAGACCUUGUGAAGGUAAGUCUAGUUUUGAAAACUAGUUUCAAAGGCACAAAGUAGUUCUUUGUAAACGGACUGUUGUGCCAUUUGUUUACAUGAUAAAUUUGAAACGUUAAAACGCAUUCAUUGUAACUCAAUUCGUUUACAACGUUAACUCUUAUGAAACUAUGUAGGCGUAAUUGAACUCAUACAGAGACAUUCAUUAUGAAAUAGGAAGUAGGCUACUUUUGUUAAAAUAUUUUAAAGCCCAGAUAGGUAACCUAUGCUGGACACAGUGUACCUUUGAAGUCCAUUACAUCCCAUCAAGAUAUUGAAAGUAACAGAAUUAGAGGGCAACCAACUUCCAUAAAUGUCCAGCUAGGCAACACUACUCCCCCUCACUUUAAAAGUGACCCUUGUUCAAACCUCAAUGCAACCAGAGGCACACUUUAGGCCUACUUUUUACAGCAAUGUAAGGACUGAGAGGGAACCACUGGAGUGGAGCUUGAACUAACAAUCCUGCAGGGCAAGUGUACAUCCCACAGUGCAAUAAAGGUCCCCUCCAGACGUAAGAAAAUAGAAAAUGACACAAUUAAAAGUGAAAGUCACCCAGUAAAAGCCUACUUGAGUAAAAGUAUUUGUUUUUAAAUAUACUUAAGUAUCAAAAGUAAAUGUAAUUGCUAAAAUAUACUUAAGUAUCAAAAAUAAAAGUAUAAAUUAUUUCAAAUUCCUUAGAUUAAGCAAACCAGACUGCAUCAUUGAAUUUUUUAAGGGAUAGCCAGGGGCAUGCUCCAACACUCAGAUAUAAUUUACAAACAAAGCAUGUGUUUAGUGAGUUCGCCAGAUCAGAGGCAGUAGGGAUGACCAGGGAUGUUCUCUUGAUAAGUAUGUGAAUUAGACCAUUUUCCUGUCCUGCUAAGCAUUCAAAAUGUAACGAGUACUUUUGGGUGUCAGGGAAAAUGUAUGGACUAAAAAGCAAAAUUUUCUUUAGGAAUGUAAUGAAGUAAAAGUAGUCAAAAAUAUAAAUGGUAAAGUACAGAUACCCCCAAAAACUACUUAAGUAGUACUUUCAAGUAUUUUUACACAAGUACUUUACACCACUGUUGGCAAAGGACUAAUAAUGCACAGACUGGUUAUCAUAACAUCAUGUACAGUAAGUUAGUCAAAAUACCUUUGCCUCCUUAAUUCGUUCAUUAUUACAGGUAGGUAACCAAACCGGCAUGGCUCAUACCUGCAUUCACUGGUUCCGCAAGGGGCUCCGACUGCAUGACAAUCCAGCACUGGUGGCUGCAUUGCGGGACUGCAAGGAGAUCUACCCUGUGUUUGUCCUGGACCCCUAUGUCCCCAACAACGUCAACAUUGGCAUCAACCGAUGGAGGUUCCUCAUAAGAGCCCUUAAAGACUUGGAUUGCAGCCUGAGGAAGCUCAAUUCUAGGUAGGAAUAAAAGGACAACUCUAAAGCAUGAUAUCCAAUGCUAUUUCAGUUGCUUACUGAGUAUGUUGUGUUGGUGGGACUGGGUACUGGGAAAGCAAAACAAACAAUGUUUUUUUUUUGGUAAUGGAUCAAUAAAGAUGCAUGUAUUAUGUUGAUUAGUUAAUGUAAGGGGUGGAUAGAGAAAUUAGAUAUGGUGUCUCUUCUUGGCCGUUUGUUGUGUGGUGAUCCCAGAUUGAUGCCUACUGGUAUUCUAUUGUUGUGUGUGCUUCUCAAAAAGUUGACUGUGAGAACUAAAAAGUGUUGGUGGGGUCUCCACUCUCCAGGCUGUUUGUGGUGAGAGGUAAGCCAGAGGAGGUCUUUCCUAAGCUGUUCCAGAAGUGGAAGGUGACGAGGUUGACGUAUGAGUAUGACACAGAGCCCUUCAGCCUCCGCCGGGACAAGGAGGUGGUCCGGUUAGCCGAAGAGCACGGAGUAGAAAUCAUCUACAAAGUCUCCCACACCCUCUACAACAUAGACAGGUGAGCGAUCCUUAACGAGUGAAUACUCUGUGCAGAGAAAGCUUAUUGCUACCUUUAGAAAUUGAUGUAACACAAUAAGAAUCCAAUUAAAUUCUAUGGAGACAGACAUUUUAGAAAGAAACUGUCUUAAUUGAAAAAUAACAUGUAUAUUAUUUUACCCGUAGUAUGCGCUCCAGCAGGUAUAUCUCACUGGUCAUCCCCAAAGCCAACACCUCCUUUGGCCGCCAUUCCUUGCAGUUCUCUGCUGCUAAUGACUGGAACGAACUGCAAAAAUUCUGAAGCUGGAGACUCUUAUCCCCCUCACUAACUUUAAGCAUCAGUUGUCAGAGCAGCUUACCGAUCACUGCACCUGUACACAGCCAUUCUGAAAUUAGCCCACCCAACUACCCCAUCCCCAUAUUGUUAUUUAUUUUGCUCAUUUGCACCCCAGUAUCUCUAUUUGCACAUCUUCUUCUGCACAUCUAUCACUCCAGUGUUAAUACUAAAUUGAAAUUAUUUUGCACUAUGGCCUAUUUAUUGCAUUAACUCCAUAACUUACUACAUUUGCACACACUGUAUAUAUAUUUUCUAUUGUGUAAUUGACUGUAUGUUUUGUUUUAUCCCAUGUGUAACUCUGUGUUGUUGUUUUUAUCGCACGGCUUUGCUUUAUCUUGGCCAGGUCGCAGUUGUAAAUGAGAACUUGUUCUCAACUAGCUUACCUGGUUAAAUAAAGGUUAAAUAAAAUAAAAACAUAACAUGAACACCAUCACUCAAGUUGCAAGACUAUCUUGGAUGCAGCACUAAUGAUCUGUGUCCCUGCUCCGUCAUUCUUGUAGGAUCAUUGAAGAGAACAACGGGAAGGCUCCUCUGACCUACAAUCGUCUGCAGACCCUUGUCAAUAGUAUCGGUCCUCCCAAAAGGCCUAUCCCUGCUCCAACCAUUGAGGACAUGAAGGGUAAGACCGACAGUCUUUUGGAAUGCUUCUCCCAUGUGAAUAUAUUUACUGUGUCCUGAUUCUCUGCCUUUAUGACCUAAGUGUGCACUUGUUCACUUCACAGAUUUAAAAUGUGUAAAAAUUAUGUGUUAAACUUCCUCUAGCCAAUGCUUAGGCCGAAACCAAUCAAACGCUUUUAACUUUGUGAGGAAGAGUGGAUAAGGGUUGAAAAUGGCAGUUUUGGGCACUGAUAAGUGACAAGAAGUUGCCCCCAUCCCUCCCGCUAAUUGGGAAAAGUUUGCACAUUUUUGGUUGUCUGAGUGAGGGAAAUGCUGUAAUUUUAAGAGGACUCUAUGUAUUUUGAAAGAUGACGUUGAUUUAUUAUAUUAAGUACCGCUUUGAUGUCAUACAACUAAGUCCAAAUGUGCACUUCACAUUUCCAUAUCAUAAAACUCAUGUCAUAUACAGUGUCAACGUUUAUGAUCAUUAUGUUUGAUGUACAGUUACAAGAUGACAUGGCGUUAUACCCUGGGUUGUUCUGAACAGAAUGAGCCUAUGUUUGUCUAUUGUGAAGAACAUCUGCUGAAGAACAUGCACCUAAAUGCACUCGACGCUUUUCAAUGCGCACCAAAAUUAUGAUCAGUUUCUCUGAAUUGCCUUGUGAAAGCCUAACACUGUAAGAUCGUAUUUUAUAACUUAGCUAGUCAUGAUGGCAUUAGAACACACUUUCAAAUGAUGCCCACCUGACCCAGAUAUCGAUUUAUAAUAGGCUGUUUUUGGAUUGCCUAAACAACAGUAAUUGUGUGAUGGCGGGGAUGCAGGGUUGUGUUAACUACAAGUGUUCUUGCUCUAGUUCCUCAACGGCACAGCUAGGACAGCAAAAAAAAAAAAAAAAAAACGUAUAGUUGAAUACUUUUCUUUGAGUCAUAAAAGUGCAUUGAAAUGACUUAGGAACUGUUAACACUUUGGAGAUGUGUGGCCACUUGGAGAUACCAGUUCGUCCUCUCGCUCAAACCCGUGUAAUUUAUUUUUUCUUAUGUUGCACCUACCCCGCAUUUUCAAGGAAUAUUCUUAUCAUGUUACUGAAUGUAUUCAGAGUAUUUCAGAUUUUGUUAUUAACAAAUGUGGCAAAGUACAUUAAAUGUAAAAUGCACAUAAAAAUCAACAUUUCAAUUUAGCCCUAUCCAUAUAGGCCAAUUCCCACAAGGGUUAACUUUUCUGCCUUUCUUCCUCACAUUCAACUAGAUGUAACGACUCGGUGCUCAGAGAAACAUGAGGAGAACUAUGGCAUCCCCAUGUUAGAGAAGUUGGAUCAGGAUCCUGAGGAGCUGUUCCCUGGUGGAGAGCAAGAGGCUCUGCGGAGACUGGACCAACACAUGGAGAGAAAGGUACUCAUGUAUUUUGGCAGCCAUCUUUAUUACUGGUACAUGGGCAAUGGCAAGAGUGGAAGAUGAAAAACCAAUUUUCCUUCAAACACAUUGGUCGGUAUUUAGACUUAAGGUUCACACACUUAUCCCAGACUUUCAUGUAAAUCAUUAAUUGAUGUCAAUGGGAAAGUUGGUUGAAAAUUCAAUUCCUUGUGUUCAAUUUAUUGUGUCGUCAUUUGGUGUCACCCAGGAAUGGGUGUGUGGCUUUGAGAAACCCCAGACGUCCCCCAACUCCCUGAGCCCCAGCACCACCGUCCUCAGCCCUUAUAUGACAUUUGGCUGCCUGUCGGCACGCACCUUCUGGUGGAGACUGACCGACGUCUACCAAGGGGUGAGUCUCUUCUCAAGCCUAUGAAUCAACUUCCAUUGAUAGGUAAUCGUUUUUUUGCAGAGUUUGGUCAUGCACAAGAAUGGGAAGUCUUAUUGUGGAACAUUUUAAAUAAUGUCUGACGUCUUCCUACCUGUGUGGGAUUUGUAGAAGAAGCACUCCCAGCCUCCCGUCUCGCUGCAUGGCCAGCUACUGUGGAGAGAGUUCUUCUACACAGCCGGCCUGGGCAUCCCCAACUUUGACAAGAUGGAGGGAAACCCUGUGUGUACACAGGUGGACUGGGACAGCAACCCUGAGUAUCUGGCUGCAUGGGCAGAGGUAGGCCUGUAGAGCUCCUAACACAUAGUGACAGUUUUCCAGUCAGAGAUUAAGUCUACUCCUGGACUAAAAAGCAAUUAAUGGAGAUUUUCCAAUGAGCAUGCUUUUUAGUCCAGGGGACUAGGCUCAAUCUGUGUCUGGAAAACCGGACCAUAAACCUCUGAAGAGUAGAAUUUCACUUAAUCUGAUGCUAUAGUAAAGCAUGACAUUGUUGUUUAUCAAUCCACUCACAAUGUGAUUGUGUUGCUCUGCAGGCCAGGACUGGUUUCCCCUUCAUCGAUGCCAUCAUGACCCAGCUGAGGCAGGAGGGCUGGAUCCACCACCUGGCCCGGCACGCCGUGGCCUGCUUCCUGACCAGAGGAGACCUGUGGAUCAGCUGGGAGGAGGGCCAGAAGGUAUGGACUACCAUACCUUGCCGUUACUGAGUCCCCUAUUAUUGCUGUCAUUUAAUAAGUAUCCUAUUCCCUAGCCUAGCGGUUAAGAGCAUUGGGCCAGUAACCGAAUGGUCGCUGGUUUGAAUCCCCGAGCUGACUAGGUGAAAAAUCUGUUGAUGUGCCCUUGAGCAAGGCACUUAACCCUAAUUGCUCCUGUAAAUCGCUCUGUAUAAGAGUGUCUGCUAAAUGAUUAAAAUGUAAAUAGUGCACUACUUUUGACCAGGUCCCUGGUCAAUAGUAGUGCACUAGGUAGGGUAUAGGGUGCCAUUUGAGGCGCAAACCCUAUCCAUGCUCAACCCCUAUCCAUGCUCAACCUUUCCUCAUAAGUCUGUAAGGAAAGCACAAUAACCAAAUCAAAAUGGUAAUGUCUGGCUAAAUGAGGCUAAAUGCCGAGAUUAGAGGAGCAUCUCAAUACUUGAAAGUAGGGUCCUUUCCUCUCAUCCCCUUUUUUGAAUGCAUUGAUCUGAAAACGUUGGAAUCAAUAGGCCUGAGACAAGGUAUUGACACUAUUUCAGAAUAUUUAGAUGGACUUCAAGUUCUGACCACUGUAUUAUUGAGUUGUUUCUCAUUGGACCCUGUUUGCUCCUACCACAGGUAUUUGAGGAACUGUUAUUGGAUGGAGACUGGUCCCUGAAUGCUGGGAACUGGCAGUGGCUCUCUGCUAGUACUUUCUUUCACCAGUACUUCAGGGUCUACUCGCCCAUCGCCUUUGGCAAGAAAACAGACAAAAACGGAGACUACAUCAAGUAAGAACAUUAACCCUUACCAAAGCCAGAAUGUUAGAUUUAUUACCUUGUAAUACCAUGAUCUGAAUCCUAAACUGUCGUGGUGCGUACCACCAACUGUUGUUAACAUAGCCCCUCUAGUAAGAUCUAUGUCGUAAACCAGUCUAAUUGGAAUUAAUGGCAGUAGAGGCAUAGGUGACGCAUUUCCUGCUUUUACCUAUGCAGAAAAAUAAAAGUAAGGCAUGUGAUGGAUCAUAAAAUGUGAAAUGGAAUUAUAGUCAACCUAAAAUAUUGUCAUAUAAUUAUAAAUACAGUUUAUACAGGUUUUAUACCCAUUUAUACCAACCAGCCAACGGGCGGCAGGUAGCUUAGUGGGUAAGAGCGUUGUGCCGGUAACCGAAAGGUCGCUGGUUCUAAUCCCAGAGCCGACUAGGUGAAAAAUCUGUCGAUGUGCCCUUGAGCAAGGCACUUAACCCUAAUUGCUCCUGUAAGUCGCUCUGGAUAAGAGCGUCUGCUAAAUGACUAAAAAAAAAAAAAAAAAAAAAACCUAACCCUAAAAUAUAUGUAAACAGACUAUAAACGUCUCAGAUUUUGUUCUCUUGGAAAGCUGUGAGUGCGAUUUAUGAUACAGUAUCAGUACUUGUUGCAUUUACAACUUGUCCAAGUCCUAUUAUCAACUGAUUUGAGCCAGUCUAUGGCUGUGGAUUGAGUGCACUGUUUGAAUGGAAUGUUGGCAUAUUGGCGGUUCAUUAGAAAAUAUGAUGGAAUCAUUCCUCUAAGACUGUCUGGCUAGCUAGCCAACACACAUACAGUGCAGAUAUAUUCUUCACAUUCAUUGGUUUACACAAUAUCUUAUCACAGCACUGGCAAACCAUGGUUGACCAACUCCCUGACCUAAUUCUGUUGUAAUCCUAAUUCUAUGGUUGUUAACCGCAACCAAUCAUGAACCUGUGUAUUGAAGGAAUUACCUGCCCCUCUUGAAGAAAUACCCAGCACAGUACAUCUAUGAGCCGUGGAAGGCUCCACGCAGCGUCCAGGAGGCAGCAGGGUGCAUCGUGGGUAAGGACUACCCACGGCCCAUAGUGGCGCACGAGGUAAUCAGCAAGAAGAACAUCCAGAGGAUGAAGGCGGCCUACGCCAAGAGAUCCCCACAUUCCAGCGAGGAGUCACCCGGCAAGGAGAAAGGUUUGUUUCCCCUAGGUACAGAUAUAGGAUCAGCUUCCCCCAAUCUUAACCAUAGAAUAGGAUAACACAGAGCGCCAUUAUUCUGACUUUGGAUCUGCAUGCUCAAACUUGCACACAAGUCUCCCAUUGAUAUCAAUAAAUGA
This is a messenger RNA of Coregonus sp. 'balchen', 7468 nucleotides long. The record is from the annotation of a GenBank genome assembly. NCBI's taxonomy places the organism in Eukaryota, Metazoa, Chordata, Actinopteri, Salmoniformes, Salmonidae.